Pocillopora meandrina is the source of this 1059-nucleotide messenger RNA. The record is from the annotation of a GenBank genome assembly. NCBI's taxonomy places the organism in Eukaryota, Metazoa, Cnidaria, Anthozoa, Scleractinia, Pocilloporidae.
AUGGCAGAACUCAGUAUUGGGCUCGGGAAAGUUUUGCUCGGUCUAGGAAAUAUUGGAGCAGGCGUUGGGUUUGGCGUCGCCGAGAAAGAAAAGAUGAACGAAUUAGACAGCAAAGCGAAAAAGCUUAAACAAGAUGUAGACAAAGCCAGCGACCUCUACGAUGAAGUGUACUAUCGGGUCGCUGUUAAUCUGGACCGCGUCAAGAAAGCUCUCGACAAACUACCCAGCGACUUCUUAGACAAGGUCAACGAGCAAAUUGCUAAGGAUACUUCAGCUUCUAAUGCUGAACAGGCAGUGACCACUUUGGGGAAAGUAUUUGGCUAUACCAAAAACACCUUGAAAGUGGCAUCCGGAUUACUUCAGAUUGUCCGCUACUGUCGUCAAAGUAAGGCUGAAGGUGACGAGCCCACUACAGAGCCUCUCCCAGAUCCUUUUGAACCCGUACCAUUGAAUGGCGAGGAACCGCCAGUCGUCCCCGAGGCCGAAAGUUCGUUUUCCAGCACUCCCACGCUCGACAAAAUAAUUACAGGUCUCAAUAUCGCUGGUAUCGUGUUUGGACUGGCAGGCCUUGCCACUACAAUUGGACUGGGAGUCUGGACUCUGGAUAAUUUGGAUAAAGCAAUUAAUGACGUCGACGAAAAGCAGAAGCAAAUAAAACAGUAUCAGAAGGCUAUGACGGCAGCCCUGAAUCAGAUCGCAGCGGAGGCAGGUCUACCACCGAAUAGUUACACUCAACUGACAUCCUUAGCUGCUACAUGGGAGGAGAUUUCUGCAGAAUUUGAUAGCUACCAAAAGGUCCUGAACUAUGCAGUCCAGGGAUAUUUCCAGGAUAGGCCACUUAAAGACAUCAAGGCAAAGGUUAACGCUGAAAGCGACCCGGGAACAUCAUUUCCGGAUGAUGGGUAUCCACUCGCCGAGACCUUGGCAGAUGACAUCCGGCAGUUGUUCCAACAGGGCAAGACAGACAAAGAGAUCGUUAGUUAUUUUGCAAAUGAUAAUCCAAACAUAAGUCAAAGGUUUGUGUUCGAGGAAUAUUUCAUAAGUACACUGCGAAAGUGA